AUGGCUAAUAUUGCUUUGUGGUUCUCCACCAUCACUGCUCUGCUGCUGUCUACUGUCGUCAUGGCCUCCAAAUCAAAAGACAAUUCGCGUACUAUUGUGCAUGGCGGUUUCAUGUCUCAUAAAAUGAACAUUGCCCCAGUCAAAUACACAGUGAAUGAUCGUUAUAUCCCCGUCAAGUUGACCAAAAUGCAUGUAGCAUCGAUCCAUGAAUCACAAAAUACGGAAAAAGAUUUUGUUUAG
Mucor velutinosus is the source of this 240-nucleotide messenger RNA. It is a transcript of the gene SMC4, whose product is annotated as Structural maintenance of chromosomes protein 4. The record is from RefSeq and is a predicted model, not a curated record. Lineage: Eukaryota; Fungi; Mucoromycota; Mucoromycetes; Mucorales; Mucoraceae. Bases 1 to 240 code for a protein of 79 amino acids. The transcript has a single exon.